Pungitius pungitius (ninespine stickleback) is the source of this 5011-nucleotide messenger RNA. It is a transcript of the gene arid4a, whose product is annotated as AT-rich interactive domain 4A. The record is from RefSeq and is a predicted model, not a curated record. Gene Ontology annotation, biological process: regulation of transcription by RNA polymerase II. The transcript is spliced from 25 exons. Gene Ontology annotation, cellular component: nucleus. The coding region runs from base 443 to 4609 and encodes 1388 amino acids. Gene Ontology annotation, molecular function: transcription cis-regulatory region binding. Lineage: Eukaryota; Metazoa; Chordata; Actinopteri; Perciformes; Gasterosteidae.
UUUAGUUUGGUGUGAAGACGUUCAGCACGUAGGGGGCGGGGCUUCCUGCUGCGUACGUACUUCCGCUGAGCCAAUGGUGACGCGUCGUUUCUGGUAAAGAAACGCGCUUUGUCGAUUGCAACCCCCAUUGGCCGGUUCUUCGCUUUAACGUCCCUCUGAUUGGACAAUUACCCGACUGAUGCCGUCAUUUCCCUCGUGGCGCCUCGUUCACAUCCACUAAUGGCGACGGUAGCGGAGGCACGUCGUAUUAGAUUCGAGGAAUCACCUGACCAAUCAGAUUUGUCUCCUGCGAACGCCGCUGGCAGCGCAGCCAAUCACGUGUCGGGAAACAGAACUCCGACUCAACAGCUUGUUGUUCGUGUAUCGCUUUGCGACCCGAGCUGCGGCGGCCGAGAACCGAUCCACUAUCUUCCGAGCUGGACCUCCUCAAAUUGACGUGAAGAUGAAGGCAGCAGACGAGCCCCCCUACCUGACCGUGGGGACGGACGUCAGUGCCAAAUACAGAGGAGCCUUCUGUGAGGCCAAGAUCAAGACGGUGAAGCGCAUGGUGAAGGUGAAGGUGAACCUGAAAGGCGAAAGUACGACUCAGGUGGUCCAGGACGACCAGGUGAAAGGAGCUCUGAGGGUGGGCUCCACGGUGGAGGUGAAGACUAACGAGGGUUUGUCCAGCGAGGCCGUCAUCAGUAAGCUGACCGAUGCCAGCCUCUACACUGUGGUGUUUGAUGACGGAGACGAGAAGACUCUUCGGAGGACGUCCCUGUGUCUGAAGGGAGAGAGACACUUUGCAGAGAGUGAGACUUUGGACCAGCUGCCUCUCACUAACCCAGAACAUUUUGGUACUCCGGUCAUCGGCAAGAAGUCAAACCGAGGAGGACGUCGCUCGUCUCAGGCUGUGGCUGAGGAGGAGCAUGAGUCCUCCUCCAGUGACGACGAGGAGGACGACAGGAGAAGACUCAAUGAUGAGCUUCUGGGAAAAAUCUGCAGCGUUGAGAGUGAAGAGGAAGCGAGUCGCUGGUACCUGGCUCUGGUGGUGUCUCCAAGCUGUAACGAGGAGCUGCAGGUGAAGAAGGACCAGUGUCUGGUCAGAGCCUUCAGCGACUCCAAAUUCUACACGGUGGCAAGGAGACAUGUCCACACCUUCAUCUCCACCAGGUCUGAGUUCUCCAACAGGAGAGGGUUUGAGGCGGCCCAGAUGUUCCUGAGGACAGGUGAGGUCCCUGAGAUGUGGAAAAUGGACAUGAGUCAGAUUCUGGACUCGUCCUCCAGCGAUGAUGAAGAGAAGGAGAGCGAGGAGGAUGAAGAGGUGGAGGAGGAGGAGGAAGAAGAAGAAGAGGAGGAGGAGAAGAAGAAGAAACGCAUGAAGGAGGAGCCGGAGGAGGAGGAGCCCGAUCCAGAGGAGAGAGACCGCUUCCUGCAGCAGCUCUAUAAGUUCAUGGAGGACCGAGGGACCCCCAUCAACAAGCCUCCGGUGUUGGGUUAUAAAGACCUGAACCUCUUCAAGCUUUUCAGACUGGUCUAUCGGCUGGGAGGCUGCCACAAGAUAGAGUCCGGUACUGUGUGGAAGCAGGUCUACGUGGAUCUGGGGAUCCCCGUCCUGAACUCUGCUGCCUCCUACAACGUCAAGACGGCCUACAAGAAGUAUCUGUAUGGCUUUGAGGAGUACUGCCGCUCUGCCACCAUCACCUUCAGAACCAUCCAUCACAACAACCCCCGCCCUCCUACCACACCGGCCAACCAGAAGCAGGCAGGGGCGGAGCUUAGCCAGCCCCCCGCGCUGCCAGAGAAGGUGGACCCUGUCAAAGACCCGUCGGAGGAGGAGGCGGAGUGUGAGAACGAGGAGGUGAAAGAUAGACCGUCGUCCCCAAAGGGGAGGAGGAGGUGUGUGAGCAGUCCGCUGACAGCACAGAGGGGUUCUCCCUCCACACCAGACAAAGGAGGAGAAGAUAACAGUGAGGAGCAGAGGGAGGUGAGGAGACGCAGCAACAGACGAAUGGACGACUCCGAUAAAGGGUCGGAGGAGGAGGAGGAGGAGGGCGAUGAUGAUGAUGAUGAUGAAGUGGACGAGGAGGAGGAGGAGGAGGAGGAGGAGGAUGAUGAUGAUGAUGAUGAAGAGGAUGACGACGACGACGAAAGAAGAAUGACGAGAGACGGCUGUGAGGAGGAGGAGGAGGAGGAGGGAGACUCUGUGACGGGGACGAAGGUGCGGGUGAAGUACGGCAGAGGGAAGACUCAGAAGAUCUACGAGGCUCACAUCAAGAAGACGGACUUGGACAACGGAGAGCAGUUCUACCUGGUCCACUACUACGGCUGGAACGUCAGGUACGACGAGUGGGUGAAAGCCGACCGCCUCAUCUGGCCUCUGGAGAAAGGAACCAAGAAGAGGCGCAGGAAGAAGGUUAAGAACAAAGACGAGCCGGAGACAGAAAGGGACGAAGACAAGGCUGCGUCAGCCGCGUUGAAGCCUCCGGGAGCAAAGCGAGGACGACCCCAGACCGGCACGCCACCUGGUGGCUCAGCAGGACGCGGCGCCUCAAAGACGGCGAGCAGCGAGGGGCGGCCCAACGGCCGGAGCAGCCGCACGGAGACGCCGUCCAACAUGGCCAACGGAGACAACACUCCUCGCAGGAGGACCAGGAGGACGUCGGGUUUGUACGACGUGGACCGCGCGUCGAACGAGGAUUCUGGGAACUCGUCAGAGGACAGCCAAUCAGAAGACCCGCCUGACAAAAAGCCGUUGGCACGGCAAGGGGGGGCUGAAGGCCCGUCCUGUGAAGAGGGGGAGGGGAAGGGGGAGGAGCUAAGUGAGGUUGCUGACGUUAAGACGGCCACCAACAACACUUUCGCCACGGCAACAGCUGGUCAGACGCCUGUUGCCGGGGCGCUGCAGCAUCCCAUCAUGCCUCAGGAGAAAACUGACAAAAUCCUGAGCCAAUUGAAGGAGGAGGCGGAACAAAGGGAGGAGCCAACAGUAGAAGCUGCCAUGAUGCUGGUUCACCUGGACCAGGAGAUGUCGUCUGUCCGAGACACUGACCACUUGCUCCCUGCACAGCAGGUGCUUAACAAGAUGUCUUCUUCUCACGCCAUCUCGUCUCCUCCAGAUACCAUCAGGGCGUUUCCUGAAGAGCAUGUGUCCUCUCCUCAGCCUGUCCCAGAGGAGGAGAAGAAGGAGGAGGAGGAGGAGGACAGCAGGUCCACUCCUCUGUCCUCUCCCAGAGUCAAAGGUCGCAGGGCCCUCAGGGAGACAGGGCCUGAAACUCCUCCCAGAAUGCUCUUUAGCGCCUGCCCUGCCCACAUGGCGUCUCCUCCUUGUAGCGACCUCAAGAGACAGGACGAGCCCAUGGUGGUUCUCCACUGCCUUCCCUCCCAGCGCCUCCUCCCCGAGUCUCCCAACGCAGAUUCCGACACUGACUCCGCCACCGAGGAGGAGGAGGAGGAGAUUCUUGAGAAGAGGAGCAUCUCCACAUUAAAACGAAAGGCCGCAGAGCAGGGAGAAACUGACAAGAAGCUCCGCCCUGAAAGGAGACAGCUGGAGGCCCCCUGUCCCGAAACGCCUCCCGUCCCUCCAAAGAUGGCCUUCGGAGCCUCGCCCCAAGCGCUCCCCUCUCCUCUCCACAGGGCGGAGUCACAGAGCAGUGAAGGAGCGAUGAAGGCGGACGACUGUCCCCGUCCAGAGGACACGGCGAAGGAGGCGUCAGAAGAGCUGCUGAUGGGCGGAGCCUCAAAAGAGUCAGAGGUGGUUCCUGCGACGCCUGCCCCAGACUCCUCCCCCACUGAGGAGCUGGAGUUGCAGAUCGGUCCUGAGGCGCUGGUCUGCCAUGAGGUGGACCUGGACGACCCGGACGAGAAGGAGAAGCCCACUGCCCCGGAGCACCUCCUCCUGAUGAUGAGGGAGCAGCAACUCGCCCCGCCCCCUAAACUCAUCCAUGCUGCUGCGCUGCCCUCCCCCCACCUCCCUGAACCUCAGCCCAUGCCCUUCCUGCCUGAACCUGCACCCGGCUCUGCUCCUGGUCCCGAGGAGCUCCACCCAGCAAGGAGCCCUGGUGAGGAGCAGAGAGGAGCACUGCAGGGCGACUCCGGGUUUGAUGGCAGCGCCUCCACCUUCGUGAUGUCUCUGCAGGAGAGUAAAGACAGAGGUCAGAAGCGGGUGAUGGACUGCAACUUGAGCCCAAUGGCCAAGAAACAGAAACGCAACCAGAAGAGACUCUGCACACCUGGGAAGGUGGAGAAGAACGGGGCAGGUAACAGCAGUGACAGUGAGGACCACCCCCGUCUGUCCCAGAAGUCUUGUGUUUCGUCUCCUUCGUCUCACAGCAAAGACAAACACACCUUCUCCCCCCAGAGGGCCUAUAAGUGGACCUUCCAGCUCGACGAGCUGGACAACAUGUCCAGCACAGAGAGGAUCUCCUUCCUGCAGGAGAAGCUGCAGGAGAUCAGGAAGUACUACAUGACCCUUAAGUCGGAGGUGGCCUCCAUCGACAGGCGGAGAAAGAGACUAAAGAAAAAGGAGAGAGAAGUGUCCCACACCACGUCCUCCGGCUCCUCGGACACCGGCAUGAGUCCGUCCUCUGCGUCGCCCGCUCAGAACACCGUGGCUGUGGAGUGCAGGUGAUGACACGCCCAAUGAACCCCGCCCCCUUCCAGCCACAGACUCCGCCCACUCAGACCCUCCCCUCUGACCUGAAGAGUUUAUCAUCUGGCCCCGCCCCCUCACCUGAGAGUGACUUCCUGAAAAGAUCAGUUGUCUGUUCAGCCGGCACAGAAGAAUCCUUCCUGUCUUGGAAUUUCAAAAUAAAGUGACUGGUUGUUUGUCACUGGGUUACUAUUUUAAAGCAGAAAAUGCAAAAGUAAGUUUCCUGCUUUGCUUUUUUUUUAAACAAAAUAUUUCAUUUGAGGUCAAAACUUAUUUAUUUAGUAAAUCUUUUUUUAUGGAAGAGUGACCCCAUAAAUCUGUUUGAAAUAAUUAUUUAGUUAUGAGGUGCGAAAUAUGACUUGAGCCAAACUGAAGGUUUAA